Molecule: messenger RNA, 3470 nt
Organism: Lates calcarifer (barramundi perch)
Lineage: Eukaryota; Metazoa; Chordata; Actinopteri; Centropomidae
Product: ras-related GTP-binding protein C
Exons: 7
Coding region: 104-1240 (378 amino acids)
Biological process (GO): cellular response to amino acid stimulus; positive regulation of TOR signaling; regulation of autophagy
Cellular component (GO): lysosome; nucleus; Gtr1-Gtr2 GTPase complex
Molecular function (GO): GTP binding; GTPase activity
Source: RefSeq, a predicted model, not a curated record
GGCAACAACAAUCUUGUUCGGGUUAUUUAAACGGUUAAUUAAAAGUUUUAAACGCCGAGCGGCUUCAGGGAGAGUACAACAAAGAGAGGUGGUAAAGUCUAGGAUGUCUCUUACGUGUGAGGAGCCCGCGUUAACGGGGAGUUACGAUGUCGUGGGAUCGUUUCCCAAAAGUUUUGGUUAUGGGGUGGAGGAGGCAGACAUGGAGGAGAGCUCCACACCGGCUGACAAACCGAGGAUACUGCUGAUGGGGCUGAGACGGAGUGGAAAGUCAUCCAUCCAGAAGGUUGUUUUCCACAAAAUGUCCCCCAAUGAGACUUUGUUCCUUGAGAGCACCAACAAAAUCUACAAGGAUGACAUCUCCAGCAGCUCCUUUGUCAACUUCCAGAUCUGGGACUUUCCCGGACAGGUUGACUUUUUCGACCCCACUUUUGACAGUGAGAUGAUUUUCAAGGGAACUGGUGCUUUGAUCUUUGUCAUUGACGCUCAGGACGACUACGUGGAAGCUCUUGGGCGGCUGCAUCUCACUGUAUCCAGAGCCUACAAAGUGAAUCCAGACAUCAACUUUGAGGUGUUCAUCCAUAAAGUAGACGGUCUGUCGGACGACCACAAAAUAGAAACACAAAGAGACAUUCAUCAAAGGGCCAACGAUGAUCUGGCAGAUGCCAGCCUGGAGAAAGUUCACCUCAGCUUCUACUUGACCAGUAUCUACGACCACUCCAUAUUCGAAGCCUUUAGUAAAGUCGUCCAGAAGCUCAUCCCUCAGUUACCAACGUUGGAGAACCUGUUGAACAUUUUCAUAUCUCACUCUGGGAUUGAGAAAGCCUUCCUGUUCGAUGUUGUUAGCAAGAUUUACAUCGCCACAGACAGCUCCCCUGUCGACAUGCAGUCCUACGAACUCUGCUGUGACAUGAUAGAUGUUGUCAUUGACGUCUCCUGCAUUUACGGACUAAUGGAGGAUGGCAGCGGCUGUGCCUAUGACAAGGAGUCUUUGGCUAUCAUCAAGCUCAACAACACUACAGUGCUUUAUUUGAAAGAGGUCACAAAGUUCCUCGCUCUCGUCUGCAUCCUCAGAGAGGAGAGCUUCGAGAGGAAAGGUUUGAUAGAGUACAAUUUUCAUUGUUUCCGAAAAGCCAUCCAUGAAGUGUUCGAAGUCGGCACCUCCGUCUGGACGCCAGCGAGUUCAUCCAGCAACAACCUGAGUGGAUUAAAAUACACUGCACUGAAUGGAAAUGCUGUUUAAAGGGAGAAGAAGAGACGAGUGACGAGUAUAAUUCUUUGGUUUACCUGAAAUGCAGCGAGGACGCACAAUGUGGAGAAAUAAUAUGAAAGCGCACACGAUACUUGUCCAGAUGUUGCCUUACUGUGUGCAACUGAAUGUGAAUCGAUUAGAAAAGCAGCUUGUGAACUGAACUUCCUGCAAAUGACUUAGCCACUGACUUUCAGAGAGCUGAAACAAGCCAUUGGACUAAAUCUAGUCUACCUGGUUCUCUGGUUUGAGAAGAGAGGAUGAUGUCUGUUGUUCAGAUAUAUAUUUGUCCAACAUUACAGGUCACAUAUAUAAAAAAUCACACAUACUAUAGUUUGGUUCCUGCUUCCUGAACAUUUAUUGGAAUGAAAAUGUUGUGUUUACCUUCAUGGCCAGUUAAUCCCAUUUACUCUUCAACAUAAAGGCACUUGUGAAAGAGACUUGUGGUACAGUUUAAACCUGCAGUACGAAACUUUUGUCUCCGCAGUGAGAGUAAUUACAGCCUGUGUUUGUCCUUGUCGUCAAUCACUGCGAUCCCUCCACUGAAUCCUGAAUUUCUGGCCACAUCAGAAAUGUUUCUUGGAUGCUUCCCAGGUUUCUACACCACAGGCUCCGCCAUACUCCUAAGCCCCCUUUACACAGCCUGUUCAGAGCUGGAAUAUGAUGCCAUUAUACCGCCUCGCCAUCCCUUAUAAAAAGUACGGAGGCAGAUUGGGGCAGACGUUUGGGGGUGUUGUCCCACCUCUAAGCCAGCAGGGGGAGUAGUCACAGAGCCUACAGAUGGCGACCCACGUUGAGGCUGCUGUGAUACAUCUCACGCCUUUGAAUCUGCGAUCCAGGUUCUGUGUGUCAGUCAAUUAAAGGCAACAUAAUCAAGGAUCUUCUUAACACCAACAUAGCACAAUGUCUUUGUAAAAAUAGCACGGUGCAGGGAUGGUGUAUUUUUGUGAGCCAACCCCAGAAGUUAGCAUCACCCUUACUCCCUUGACAAAAAGCCAAUGGGAUUUUUUAUUGGUUCCAUUAGCUCUUCUACAAAAGCCUUUCUUCUUAAAAAGUUAGUUAUAGUUUUCAAGACUGUGAGUACAAACACAACAAGGCUGUAAAGUUGGACUGGUGGGUAGAUUGGUUUUUGUAUGUGGUUUUAUGAUGUUGACAACCUCUAGUCUCAUUUAGCCAUUUGUUUAGCAACUGCCUUUUUUAAGACAAAGCUUAAAAAAUCACAAGUGAGGUAUUUUGUGACAUAUUUUAUGUUGAUAGCUAGAUAAAAUAAAACUUGAAAAUGUCUUGAGCUUGUGUUAAACCCACAGUCUUUAUUUCAGACAUUUAACCAAAAACCCAUUGACUUUGGGACGAGGUAACCGGCUGUGCUAAAAGGCUAAUUUACUUCCGGGUUUUUUUCUGUCGCUAUGGUUACUCCCCUGUUCAGCUAUGGUGAACCAAUCACUGCUCGUUGACGCAAAUCGUGUCACAACUGGUGCGCAAGGGCGGGAAUGUUGCCAUAGACACCAGAUUUAAAACUCUUGAUAUACUGCGAAAUCCGGAGAGAUUUGUCUGGCACUGAUAGGCUUAAUCGGCAUUGUGUGAAUUUGUGUGGUGAGGGCUUGACUGUAACAGACGCUCAUUUUUAUUUAUGUUAAAGUCUUACUCUCCAGCUUUAAGUGUUCGCUGUCAAACUGAGCUCAUCGUAAAAGCUCCAUUGACUCAACCAGAGACAGACCUAACUGCAUUUCCACGAGCUACCCUUCACAUCCUGCAACGGUACAAACUUUACCUUGAAUUAUUGCGUUCUUUAAGUGGCUUUAAUCCCCUGUAUGAAAAACAAAUCAUGUCGAGCACAGUGUUUCUUAAAUGUGUUUUGUGUUGAUAAUGACUCAUGCAACUAGCGACCGGGGCUCUGCUCAGGAUCUCCUCAGACCAGCACUGUGCCAGUUAUACCAUUAGGGCUUCGGUUGAUUAACGGAGCGGGCAAAAACAAGAUGGUGUUAAUGGAGUCUGGAAAUAACUGAUGACGCUUUUCACUCGGACAAACCUGCCACGCCAGCUGAUGGCUGACUUUUUGUAGCUUAAUGGACAUUUUGGCCAAAUUUACUACACAAAGAUUCUGUUUGUAGUAGUUUGUUUAACGUUUGUUUUUUUUCUUUCUUUCUUUUUUGUGCGAUCGCUGAGUGGAAUGAUUUAUUUUUAUUAUUGUGCGUAAUUCCUUUAAUAAAAUACAUUUCAUAUA